Danaus chrysippus (African queen) is the source of this 909-nucleotide messenger RNA. NCBI's taxonomy places the organism in Eukaryota, Metazoa, Arthropoda, Insecta, Lepidoptera, Nymphalidae. The record is from the annotation of a GenBank genome assembly.
AUGAGAUACUUUGAAAAUGUUAAAUAUUGGCAAGAGAAUGGACCAAUCUUUUUUUUCUUGGGAGGAGAAGGCAUAUCGACACCUAUGUGGACUAAAUCAGGUGUAAUGCAUGAUCUGGCACAAGAAACAAAAGGAGCAAUGUAUGUAACAGAACAUAGAUAUUAUGGAAAAAGUAUACCUAAAAACGUGACAAAAGGAAAUAAAUUCAAAUAUUUAAGUUCAAGACAAGCGCUUGCUGAUUUAGCAAAGUUAAUAGAGUUUUUAAAAUUGCUACCCAUGUAUAAAAAUUCUAAAGUAGUUGUAAUUGGAGGAUCAUAUGCAGGUAACUUAGCUGCAUGGAUGAAAGUUUUAUAUCCGCAUUUAGUCGACGCGGCGAUAGCAAGCAGCGCACCGGUCUUAGCAAAGAAAGAUUUCUUUGAAUAUCUUGAAAAAGUUACUGACGAUUAUGAAUCUUACGGAACUGCCGGAUGCUCAGACAAGAUAAAAAAUAUUUUCGACAGACUUUAUAAACUUUUGCAGAGCUCUGACGGUAUAAAACAGUUAAAAAUAGAAGAAAAUAUUUGCGACUCAUGUGAUAUGAGUGUAAGUGAAAAUCAAGAACUUUUCUUUGAAUUUAAAGCAAGUGAAUUUAUGGACAAUGCUCAAUAUGGAUCAACAUACUCUAUUAAGGAGGAUUGUGAUACAUUAAAUGACGUAAAUUUUGAUACUAAAUCUUUAACAGACUACUAUAUUUACCCAUACAUAUACUCAGAGAAGCAAGAUUGUUAUGAUUUUGACUUUAAAAAUGUGAUCCAAAAUAUGAAACGUACUGAUUAUUUUUCUUUGCCGUGGAUAUAUCAAACAUGUACUGAAUUCGGAUAUUUUCAAACAACGAUUCAAAGGCACAGAUCUUUAAAAACAUCCCAUUAG